GACCAAUUUAAAAAUAAUUAAUGCUACAGAGAAAAAUAUAAUAUAUGGAAAAGAGGGAGUUCAGAUAAACUUGACAUGCACUGUAAAUAAUGGUAUACCAUCAGCAACUUUAAUUUGGAGUAAAGAGGGUCAGACUGUUACAAAUGGUAGUAGUGACACUCUGCUGUAUCAGUUUACACCAACUACAUUCGAUCAUAUGCAAAACAUGUCAUGUUAUGCCGUUAGUGAUUUGUUGAUAUCUCCACUGUCUCGGACAAUAUACUUAGAUAUACAAUAUAGACCUUACUUGACGAUUAUUCAGCGGAAUAAAGGAUCAAUUACUGAAGGUGAAUCUGUGGAAUUGUGUUGCCAUUCAAACAGUAAUCCACACGUACAUUACAUAGCAUGGUUAAGAAACAAUCAUGAAAUUUUGUUUUGGAGACAAAACGGUACAACUUAUUUUGAUGAACUCAAUAAAGAUUUCUGCCUUCCGAUUAAUUCGGUAUAUAGAAACCAUACCGGAAAUUACACGUGUUUUGCAGAAAAUAUCAUUGCAAAAUCGAAUUCCUCAAUUGCCAUCAAUGUUUUAUAUCCUCCAGAUGUUAAAGUAGCCUAUGCAAUUACAGAACAAAGAAUAACGCUUCUUUGCAUUCCCUAUGGAACACCAGACAAUUAUACAUUUUAUGAUUGGGAACACAGAUCAGAAUUCAAUGAACACAUUCGUGGUAUCCAUGGAACACCGGAAGGUCAACUUAUUAUAAACAAAUCUCAGAUCAGGAAAGCAAAUGAAGACGACGGUAUUUACGUGUGUACUGUAUCUAAUGGUGUCUCAAAUCAAAAAGGGAAGUUUAGUCAAGAAGGUCAAGUUUGCAUUGAAUCAAGUGUAUCACCAGUCUUUGUUGCAGACAAUACACCAGUUCAAAUUGGACAAUAUGGAAAAAUAGUCACAUUAACCAUUAAAGUUUAUGAUAAACUCUAUAAUAGCCAAGUUUUUAUAAUUAAAAAGAAUGGUGCGACUGUUGGGGUUAAGCCAACGAUAGAAAAUAUAACCACACAUGAUACAUUUUAUGGGGUAAAAAUAAGAGUUGCUGGAAUACAAUUUACUUUUCACCUGCAUUUGACAUCAGCAAACGAUUUCACGAGCUACAUUGUGGAAGCACGCAACGAUGUAGGAUGUAAUUACUUCUACGUACGAGUACAAUCUGAAAGUUGCCCGGAACCACCAUCAAAUGUUUCAGUUAAAGCAACAGGACAGAUAGUAACCGUGUCAUGGAUUCCAGGUUUCAAUGGAGGUUUCGACCAAGAAUUUUUCUUAGAAUUUGGAACAGACUUCAGUUUGAACUUUACAGUAAGAGUACCUGAAAAGGAAACUAAAGAGGAGAAAAUGGACCACAGUUUAGAUAACCUGUCUCCAAACACAGCAUAUUUUAUUUGCAUAUUUUCUAAAAACAAGAAAGGAGAUAGUAAUAAAACAGAUUACGUUGCUUUCGUGACACCACAGGUAUCACAAGAAGAGUCUACUUUGCAUAGAAAACUAAUUGCACUACCAGUAGUUACCACGAUUGGAUUGUGUUUAACUAUUGGAAUUGGAAUUUUUCUGUACAUAAAACAGAAAGCAAAAGGAUCAUUUGGAACAAAUAUAAGUGGCACUGAAGAUGAAUAUGCAUCGGAUACUCAAGGGAAUUCCGUUGAAAACCGCCUGUACCAGUCUGCUGAAUGUUUAGAUCCAGAAACCAGACGAGGUGAAGCAGAACUUGAUAACCCAAUAGCAUCAUCUUCGCAUGAUAAUCAACUAUACCAGAUGCAGAUGCAAACUUACAACGAAAAUGAUGGAAAGAGUUUGCAAUGUGCACUAGUUCAGAAAAUUGAGAAAUUACCAGUAGAACCUAUGUCAAAGAUUAUUGAAGCUGACUUGAACUAUGCAGAAAUUGUAUUUGAGGACCGACAAUUGCCUGGUCCAGUGAUUAUUCACGGAAUUGAUGAUAAGACAAUAUAUUCUGACAUAGUUAUUGGAGACCAAUUUCCAAAUCUACUAUCCACCAAUGACAGUUCAAGUGAAAGUGAAGACGAUUUUAUUUAUGUAGAUGGAAUCGAAAAUUACACUGAAAGAAGGAAAAUGAAUGCAUCUCAGCAAUAAUUGUUGUGUACAUACCAUGUAUAUAAUUAUGUAAAAUUCAAUUCUGAUUGUGUUCUACUAUUUUCUGUAUAAAACUUAACACUGGACAAACAUACUGUUUACAACCAAUGCAUACAUAGCAUCACUAUGGAAUACGAGGCAAUCUACAUUACUCGAUUAAAGAUUUUCUACACGAGAGAGCACAUGACGUCGUCCUCGAAAAUGCAAGAUCCAACCAUGUACCUGUCCAGUCUGGAGUUCCUCAGGGCAACGUCAAAUACUAUUGCUGCUAUACAUCUAUGCCUUAACGUAUUACUCCGUCAACAAAUCAUCAGUUCGACUUUUUGCCGAUGAUUGCGUCCUGUUCAUGCAAAUAAAAAGUAACAGAGACAUGGACCUACUCUAAGAAUAUAUGGAGGCACUACAAGCAUAGGCGAAUGGCUUGCUAAUGAAAUUUCAUCCUAAAAGAUGCGAAGUCCUACAAAUUACCAACAAGAGAAAACAUGUUAAAACAACUAUAUAAAAUGUAUAGCCAUGUCUUAAAGGAAGUUGAAUUGAAAAACAUUUGGGAGCAAACAUACUCAAAACAAUUAACUGGAGUACGCACAUAGAAAUGAUAAAACAAUUCAAAACAGAAGGGCUUUCUUGCAACACCUACCAGUGCCCACGCAAGACAAAGGAACUCUGCUAUAAGAUCCCCAUAAGACCACAGAUGGAGUAUGCCAGCAUCAUAUGGGAUCCAUACAUAAACAACAAUAUUUAUAACCUGGAAAUGGUACAACGUAGGGCCGCAAUACCGUAAUGGGCGACUAUCACCUAACAAUAAGUGUAACAAACCUUUUUCUUCAACUGCAAUGGUCAACCCUACAACAACGUCGAACUAUGAACAGGUUCAUCAUGCUGUAUUGCAUUGUCAACCACCUGAGUGUAAUACCAAAAACCCUACUUAGUUUCAAAAGUAACAACUUAAAGAAGACACAACCAAAGAUUCAUUGUUCCAUUUACAAGAACGCAGGUAUACCAGUUCUCGUUUUUUCCCGACACUAUUCCAUAACCAAACAGCCUUCAAUUAAAUACCGUUGUCAGUAACUCAGUCUGAGUUGCAGAAGACAAAGAUGUGUUAAGAACUGUUGCGGUGAUUUUAUUUGUACAUAUGGUUUUAACUGCACUGCAAAACAGUUCGAUGGUCGAGGGUACAUUAUAAAGGAUUGACAAUUAAAUCCUAAACAUGACAAAAGGGAGAAGAAAAUGGUGAUUUUUGUUUACCCCAUUUUGGCAAACGAAUCAAAGAAUGCAAAUUUUGAUACAAUAAAUAUCCAAAUAAGGUAUGCUAUUUUGAUCAAUAACUAUAUCAUAUGUGGCCUUAGGCUGUUUUUGCUCUUUGGUCGGGUUGUUGUCUUCUUGGCACAUUCUCCGUCUCCAUUCUCAUUUAAUAGAUAAAAUUAUAAAAGUUAUCAGUUUGUUUAAUUACACAUUGUAUGCCUUCUUCUUGUCAUAUAUUUGUAUGUCCAUGUUUGUUAUACUAGGUUUUGUUCAUUUUGUCACAAAUCAUUUUUUGUUGAUUCAUACGUCAAAAACAUUUCAAUUUUGAA
Messenger RNA from Mytilus californianus (California mussel), 3687 nucleotides. RefSeq names its product synaptogenesis protein syg-2-like. The record is from RefSeq and is a predicted model, not a curated record. Gene Ontology annotation, cellular component: cell-cell junction. Gene Ontology annotation, molecular function: cell adhesion molecule binding. NCBI's taxonomy places the organism in Eukaryota, Metazoa, Mollusca, Bivalvia, Mytilida, Mytilidae. The transcript has 11 exons. Gene Ontology annotation, biological process: cell-cell adhesion. The coding region runs from base 197 to 2116 and encodes 639 amino acids.